Molecule: messenger RNA, 1119 nt
Organism: Aspergillus brunneoviolaceus CBS 621.78
Lineage: Eukaryota; Fungi; Ascomycota; Eurotiomycetes; Eurotiales; Aspergillaceae
Product: lysophosphatidic acid acyltransferase LOA1
Exons: 3
Coding region: 1-1119 (372 amino acids)
Source: RefSeq, a predicted model, not a curated record
AUGGAGAAAUUCACCCAAUUCCGAGAUCGAGGCUCGGGCAUUGCACCCUUCCUCCCCAUCCCUCCUCAGCCCAUCAGCUACCUCCAGAUCCCCGUCCGUAUUGUGCUGUUCUGGAUCCGACUGCCGCUCUUUGUGUUCGCCUGUCUGAGUUACUUCCUGGUGCUACAAUGGCUCCCGAUCGGAUCGCUGGGCAAGAAGGCCUCCCUCUGGUGCAUUCUGGGGAUCCCUAGUAUCUGGUGGAUCGAUCUGCAGGUGGACGGUGUGCGAAAAGGCCCAUCUGCCAUCUGCCAGAACCUCCUCCAACCUACAACAACAUCCCGCACGAACAUCAAUCCCUCAAGUCUAACUGCCUCUAGAUCCCUGCACAGACAAGACCAGACCCGCCUCCCCGGCCCGCGAUCCAUCAUCGCCUCGUCCUUCACCUCCCCGAUCGACCCGCUCUACCUGGCCGCGAUCUUCGACCCCAUCUUCACAGCCUGCUACCCCAACACCUCGGAAGUCGAACAGAUCUCGCUCUUCCAAGCGAUCCUGCGUGCCUUCAGCGCCCCGCGGCCCGCCGCACCCCCAGCCCACAAGCUCACCACCCUCGACGCCCUCCUCCGCAAGUACCCCGGCCGCGCCCUCGUCACCUUCCCAGAGUGCACGACCACCAACGGCCGCGCCAUCCUGCCCCUCAGCCCGGCGCUGCUCACCACCCCGCCCGCCACCAAGAUCUACCCCAUCAGUCUCCGCUACACCCCCGUCGACGUGGUCACCCCGCUGCCCGGCAGCUACCUCAGUUUCCUGUGGAACCUGCUGAGCAAACCCACGCACUGCAUCCGCGUCCGCAUCGCCGGCGGCGUGACGCCUACCACCUCAACCUCAACCUCAACAACCGCCGCAGCAUCGACCGGCUCGUCGACCCGCAGAAACUACGACACCAACUACCUGGACACGCUGGACGCCUCGACCCGCAGCGCCUCGUCCUCCCCGGAGGCGACGGGCGUCUCCGACGCGGCGCUCCUCGACCACGUCGCGGACUCGCUGGCGCGGUUGGCCCGCGUCAAGAGGGUCGGGCUGGGCGUGAAGGAGAAGGUGGAUUUCGUCCGCGUGUGGACGCGGGGCAGGUGGGUCUGGUAG